This is a messenger RNA of Schistosoma spindalis, 481 nucleotides long. The record is from the annotation of a GenBank genome assembly. Lineage: Eukaryota; Metazoa; Platyhelminthes; Trematoda; Strigeidida; Schistosomatidae.
AGAUGUUAAGUAAGCGGUUGAUUGAAAAUGUCCUACGUUGCCAAUAUCGGAAAAGUCUGCCUACAAGAGGAAUACAGUGCUAUUCCGGUGAACCUGGUUCAUGUUCAUCAACUGGUGCUCUUCAUUGUAGACCUUUAACAACUCCUCUAGGAUUGAUCAAAAUUACAUGUGUUGUUAUAUCCUCCAUUUGCGCUGGUGCAUGGAUAAGUAGAAAUGGAGCAGAGUUUCUUGAGGAAAAUGAAAUUUUUGUCCCAGAAGAUGAUUAAAAUCUAAAAUAUAUGUUAAUAGUCUAUUCUGUGAUCAGUAGUUUAUUCGACUAGAUUGUAUAAGUCUUUCCUAUUACUAUUAUUACCUGUAUCUUUCAGUCUUGUUUCUGUUGUUUAUUGUUAACAGUAAAAUAUACUGGUAUAUGAUGGCCAUAUCAUAACAUGUACAUUUAAACUGUUUAUUAGUUUGUUGAAUGAUGAGGAAAUAUAAUUCA